Molecule: messenger RNA, 2196 nt
Organism: Talaromyces amestolkiae
Lineage: Eukaryota; Fungi; Ascomycota; Eurotiomycetes; Eurotiales; Trichocomaceae
Exons: 4
Coding region: 1-2196 (731 amino acids)
Biological process (GO): DNA-templated transcription; positive regulation of transcription from RNA polymerase II promoter by galactose
Cellular component (GO): nucleus
Molecular function (GO): zinc ion binding; RNA polymerase II cis-regulatory region sequence-specific DNA binding; DNA-binding transcription factor activity, RNA polymerase II-specific
Source: RefSeq, a predicted model, not a curated record
AUGGCGCCGUCAACCGAGAAGGAAACGGACCAGGCACCGGUCCCUGCUGCCAAAAGACGGCGAAUUGCUCUCGCAUGUACUGCUUGUCGUCUGCGCAAAUCCAGAUGCGAUGGUACACGCCCUUCGUGUGCAUCAUGCAUUGCCCUUGGGUUUGACUGUCAAUAUGAGCCCGGCGAGUCUGCGGCCAACGUAAUUGUUCGUAAGGAUUACAUGUCAGAUUUGGAUUCACGUGUCUCCAAUGUCGAGCAGGUGGUCCAACGACUCAAUUAUGUUCUUGAAGGCCAUCUCUCGGCCUGCGCUGGCAAUGCUGGGUAUCGGUCGUCCAGUCUACUCCCACCUAGACCGCUAUCAGCGGCUUCAGAUCAAACCAAUGAUAGCCUUCCGCGUGCAACCGGCCUUGAGGAGCCUCAAGACGAAGAUGCUACUACCAAUGGAAUGGCUAUGACCUUCAUUGAGGAGCACACUUCGGCAUUCUUUGGUGGCUCUUCUAACAUCUAUUUCACACGUCUUCUCCUCAGUGCGGUGAAUCACAUCCGCAACCGUGCGCGGCGAGAAGAGGUGUCUAUGGACCGACAGCAGGACCUCAACGAAUACAACAUGGCGAAAGCCUCCCGGUAUUAUGCGAACCCGCUUGCAGUAUCACCAGGUACGGACCGCAAAGAAAUGACCGCCCUUCCCUCAGCUGAAGAGAUGGACAGAAUGCUUGAUGUGUAUUUCGACACCGGUGGCACAGUUUUUCCUUUCAUUAAUAGAGAAUCGAUGAGGAAGACGUACAUGGGUUGCAAGGCAAAUGGUUGGACGAGAGUCCAAAGGACCUUUCUGGGCACUCUCAACGUCAUCUUUGCCACAGUUAUUAGCCUUGACCGGGACACCAUCCCAUCGGCUCSAGAACGCCAAGAGAGGGCGAACAUCUUCUUCAAAAGAGCCACAGGUCUCUGUGGUGAGCUGUCAAAGCAGGUAAUUAGCCUUGAGAUUGUCCAGUAUCUCGUUCUGGUCGUCCUUCAUUGUCAGGGUGCUCAACGCUCGGUGCAAGCAUGGAAUAUUCACGGGCUGGCCGUCCGAUCAGCCAUGGCUUUAGGACUUCAUAGCGCCCAAACCCGGGCAGGCUUUGACGCAUUGCAGGCCGAGUAUGGUCGACGAACAUGGGUUGUAAUAUAUUGUAUGGACAAGGUCUUAAGUGUUGCAUUUGGGCGUCCAGCCAUCGUUCCUGAUGAGUACAUGGUGGACAGCUGGCCACCACCCCAGCGUGCCUUAUCAUCUCCAGAUGGCUUAAGCACCAACCUUGAUAUUCAUGGCGAUUUCCUCGCUGUUUCCUUCCGACUAUAUCAAAUCAUGAGCGGUUCUCUCAAGCAGCAAUACGGCGGCAAUAUCGAUAAUGUUGAGCCCGAGCCUGAUGAUAUGGCGCCUCUGCAGGCUUCAGGUCAAUUCAGAAAGCAACUCCGCUCAUGGUCAGCGACCCUGCCACCGAACCUUCGACUAUGCGAGACCAAAUCAAAGAUGCUUCUAGAAAAUAGUCAAUUGAAUCGCCUUAGGGUCAUUCUUACACUAAGGUACCACAACAUCAAUAUCCUCAUCCACAGACCCCUUCUUUGCAAUACCAUUCGACACCUCUUUGGCGGGGACCAAAUGUCUGUCGGCAACCCAUCCUAUCUCAUUCAACUUGCGAUGGGAGAGGCUCACGAGUGCGUUCGAUCGGCGCAGAGCACUAUUGAACUCGUGCAUACCAUACUCAUGGCCGAUCGAUCGGGGAAUAACAACCUAGGCGUUGGCUACUACACGCUUUACUAUGUGUUCACAGCCUCAUUGGUCGUUCUUGGCCGCAUUCUCUGGACGCAGCAUGGACAAGGUGCAGCGGACGAAACUGCUUUGACAAUCUGCAAGUUGCUUAUAGGGCAAGUAGAGACCAUUUUCCAGAGGCUGGAUCAUGACAACGGUCUCGUCUUAAGCUGUUCAAAAUACAUCACCAACAUGUUGGAAGUGUGCACAGCCGAAGAUGCUACUGUCGCGGCCCAGAAUGAGGGGUCAGAUGGCCUGUCGUCAAUGGCUGGCCCAAAUUUUGACCAUCAGCCGGCGUCCGCUUCUGCUCCAAAUCCAUUGGAAACGAUGAUGCAUCUUGGAAUAGGAGAUAUGGAGAUGUUCCACCUUUAUUCAUCGGAGAUCUACGACCCGGGGCUCGUUGAGGGCUUGGAUAGGUAA